Messenger RNA from Erythranthe guttata (spotted monkey flower), 1898 nucleotides. The record is from RefSeq and is a predicted model, not a curated record. NCBI's taxonomy places the organism in Eukaryota, Viridiplantae, Streptophyta, Magnoliopsida, Lamiales, Phrymaceae.
UCGAGGGUGCAAAGUGAAAUUAAGCCAAAUUUGCUGCGCUAUUUCUUCUGCAGAGUGAGUUUGGCUUUGCGCGCUUGGGUAAGCAGACAAAAUGGCUAUCAAUUCCAAAUACAUGCAACUUUACGGUUACGAUCUGUUGCUGGGAUCGAUUGCUGCUUUCUAUCUCUUUAUGGCACCUUACACCAAGGUUGAAGAAAGCUUCAACGUUCAGGCAAUGCACGACAUUCUGUACUGGCGGCAGCAUGUGGAGAAGUAUGAUCACUUGGAAUUUCCUGGAGUAGUUCCUCGUACAUUUAUCGGCGCCGUAAUUGUAUCAGUACUAUCUUCUCCAUUUGUACUAGGAGCAAGUUUAUUACAAUUGCCAAAGAUUUACAGUCUUUAUGCAGUUCGUUUGGUGUUAGGUUGGAUCAUCCUGUCGACAUUACGAUUCUUCCGCAUUCAGAUCAGGAAGAACUUUGGAUCUCACGUUGAAGUGUUUUUCGUAGUGUUGACUCUCCUUCAGUUUCACAUGCUGUUCUACUGCACGCGCCCCCUUCCUAACAUAUUGGCAUUUGGCCUAGUUAACUUGGCUUACGGGUAUUGGUUGAAGCGAAGUUUCUAUGCAGCAUUAAAUUCUUUGAUUUUCGCCACAAUCGUCUUCAGAUGUGAUAUCUUGUUACUUGCCGCCCCUCUGGGCCUGGAGUUAUUGCUGUCUAGAUCAAUUUCAUUACCGAAAGCUCUAUUAUCUUGCACGGUAACUGCUCUGUUUUGCAUAGGUCUGACAGUGCUGGUUGAUUCAAUCCUAUGGAGGAAGUUGUUGUGGCCUGAACUUGAAGUUUUCUGGUUCAAUUCGGUGUUGAAUCGAAGUUCCGAAUGGGGUACACAUGCUUUUCACUGGUACUUUACUUCGGCACUUCCCCGUUCAUUGCUGGCCGCAUAUCCGCUUUUUAUGCUGGGUGUUUUACUUGACAAAAGGGUUCGGUUCUACAUUAUUCCCGUUUUAUCCUUUGUUGUGCUUUACUCAAAGCUUCCCCACAAGGAGCUCCGUUUCAUUAUUAGUUCCCUUCCUAUGUUCAAUUUAUCUGCUGCAAUUGCUGCUAGUAGAAUCUACAACAACAGGAAGAAGAGUUUCUGGAAGUAUCUUUAUGUUGCCAUGCUGGGGUUGUUCCUCGUCAGUCUAGGGUGUACGAUCUUGACGUUUAUGGCAUCGUACGAGAACUAUCCUAGUGGUUACGCCCUUAAAGAAUUACAUAAGACGGGACACUUGGCGAACAAUGCAAACAAAGUGUCAGUUCACAUUGAUACCUUCUCAGCAAUAAAUGGAAUCUCGCGAUUUUGUGAAAAUCACGAACCGUGGCGGUACUCGAAAGAAGAAGGGAUCCCUUUGCAAGAAUUUCAGACUAGAAAUUUUACGUACCUUUUGAGUGAGCAUGCUCAAGUCAAUGGUUAUAAGUGUCUCUUUAGUAUAAAGGGUUUUUCAGGGACUCGUCUUCAUGUUGGAUUUCCUCCGAUAUCUCUGGUCAAAAUACCAAAGGUGUUUGUGCAUGGAAAUGUCGAAAACGAGGAAAUAAUGCAUAGAAGCUGGCCAGGAUGCUAACAUAGCAGUUGAGAUGAUUCUGACUAAGGCUGCGUUUCAUUUCUUUGUGGUUCUUGCCUCUACAGUGCCGAUUGUUGCAGUUCAUGCAGUUCUAAGCAAAUGGGAUGAUUUUGUGGUUGUGUCUGAGAAAGAGGCUGGAGAGAUUGCUCUUCUUGUGCAGAAGAAACUUGGUGAUGAUGUUUCUCUGUCUGAGAAUUUGGUUUGAAUUUUUUUUUUUUUUUUUUUUAUAAUUUCUAUAUAUUGUUAUUAUGCUAAAAAAAGUUUGUAAGAGAGUGUGUUGAAUAAUAAUUGUUAGUCGAAUAAAAAGAUCAAGAAUUUGAAA